Molecule: messenger RNA, 810 nt
Organism: Carica papaya (papaya)
Lineage: Eukaryota; Viridiplantae; Streptophyta; Magnoliopsida; Brassicales; Caricaceae
Source: RefSeq, a predicted model, not a curated record
UGGCACUUCUGUAAAACCCAAAUCAUCAUCACCAUGGGAGCUGCCGACAACCAAAACCCUAGCAACACUCCUCAGAACACCCCUUCUUCUUCUUCUUCUUUGUCGUCGACGAAUCACCUAUCCUCAAAAGCUAAUUCCUCCUCCCAAAAGAUCCACUACCCUAACCCUCCCGAUCCUUCUAAUCCAGACCCUGCCACACUCAGAGAUCAAUGGCGCUACGCCACCAGACAAUACAGUAAAUGGUAUUCUCACGCCUGGGGGACUGCGAUUCUCGCUGGUCUUUCUUUCUUCGCUCUUGGUUGGAUUAUCAAGGGCUCCAAUCCCCUCCCUUCUCUCUCCCGCGAUUCUCCGUCAUCAUCCUCUUCAUCAUCUUCAUCUGAUGAGAAUAAGUGAUAAUUUCCACGGAUGUUGACACCGGAUAUUCUUGGAGAUGGAGAUUUUUGUCAGUCAAAUUUUCGAAUUUCCUGAACAUUGAUGAAUCAAAACUGGAGCCACAAGGAAACUCAAAUGGACAAUCUAUAAACCCAAAUGAAGAAUCUGUGUAUUAUGAAGAGAGGUUGUAUUCACAGGGAUAUGUCUAUGGCCUACCAAUACAGUAACCAAGCAUGGCAUAACAACGGUAGCAGCAUUGUAUUUGUUGAAAAAAUGGGUUAAACAGAGCAAGAAAUUUCACUUUGAUGUAUGGCUAAAUUGCUUUUCAAAAUCCUGAAAUCUUGGUGGUAGUAGGAGGCAAAUUUUGUAUAGAGCCAAAAUUAUGCUGUUGACCCAGUUAAUACAAGGGCUAGAGAUCCAUCUCUGUGUUUAUACAAA